AUCAGGAAGUGUAAUGUGUGAACGCGGUGUUAUUUUCGCUAGUGCUAGCUAGUUAGCCAAGAAGAAAUGCGGUUUCAAAUGUUAACAGUGCCUACCCUUAACUUGCCUUAGUGUGGGAUUUGCGGCCCCGGGGCCAUGGCACUCAUUGAGGGGGUGGGGGAUGAGGUCACCCUGCUCUUUGGAGCUGUCCUCCUGCUGCUAGUACUGGUGCUGGCCUGGGCCUCAACCCACACUACCGAGCCCCCCGAGCACCUCUUCAACAUACCCCCUUCCUCUGCCUCUGCUGCUAUAGCUGCUUCUAUCCAUCUCCAACGGAAUGCCCCCUCGCCAGAUCAACACUCUGCCCCCAGAAAUGUAACUGAUGGUGAUGGCCUGGAGCCGCCACCAACCGCCACAACUUUGGACACUUUGGACACUUUGGCUCCUCCUCUAGGGGAAGAGGGGAAGGAAGAGCCGCAAGGAGAGGCGUGUAGCCAAGAGGACGAGGAGAGGACCCCCGUGGGAGAAGUAGGGGCUGAAGGUUCAGAAGACACGGGAAACCCUAACGAAGGUGAUGGAGCUGGUUUUGGGAGAGACGGAUUGAGACACAGAGAGGGGGCUGGAGGGACCCAGACCGGUGCUGGACCCUCCCCUGCCACCUCCUCUUCCUCCUCCUCCCCUUUGCUAGACAGUACCUCAAGUGCCAACCCCUUACCUGACGGUGAGCCAGCCAAUGGCAUGGAGAGAAACAUGGUUCUACGCCUGAAGUUCCUCAAUGACACAGAGAGGACUGCCCAGGUCAAUCCAGAGGAUACAAUUGGCUACAUCAAAAGAACCUACUUUACUGGCCAGGAGCACCAGGUGCGCUUGAUUUACCAGGGUCAACUUUUGCAGGACGACAGCCAAACUUUGGCCUCCCUCAACCUGGCUGACAACUGUGUUCUGCACUGCCACAUCUCGCAGCAUGCCACCAGGGCAGCACCAGCAGGCGCCAGGGCGGCAGACCAGGUCCACGUUGCACUCAACGUGGGCAGCCUAAUGUUGCCGCUCUUCGUGCUCAUGCUCUCCGUACUCUGGUACUUCCAGAUCCAGUACCGGCAGUUCUUCACUGCACCUGCUACCGCCUCGCUAGUGGGGAUCACCAUCUUUUUUAGCUUUGUGGCAUUUGGAGUGUACCGUCGUUGAGAGUAGCCAUUUUGGUUCGGCUGCACUCUGGACCGCUAGAGUUUAGGCUUAAAUCAUGAAGAAACGGUUAGAAGGGGUUCCUCCUAGUGAGAUGUCUUGUGUGCUUUAUCUCGAAGAAAUGGAUCGGCGAAAGUAGCAGUAAGAGAUCUGCCAAAGUGCUGUCAAUCUCCUUUAUUCUAGAUUCAGUGCACAUGAAGAGGGGAAGCCACUUGAACUAUUCAGAUGCACCCUUUAGCCUUUCUCCUUCUCCCUUCCCAUAGACGCAAACCCCAACUUUUUGAUCACUUGAAGCUCAAGUCCACCUCUUGAUGUCCGUUACAGUGGGAAGGAGGUGUCAGAAAUUGUCAUCAUUUGCCGUUAAAGAAGCAUACAGAUUUUGGUCUUACUUUUGACUAAUUUACUAAUCAUUCAUCAGAUUCACAAAAAACGGUGUCACACAGAUGGAUAUGUGCUAUGAUAGAUUAUUUUUGCUCUAAGUCUUUUAAUGUAUAGAGAUACUCAUUGUGCCUAUCCUUUUUUGUCAUGUGUUCUUUAGACAAGGGUCUGUUUACGGCGGGGUUACCCUGUGUACUUAGAUGGGACUUUGACUAGGCCAGACCCCAGAUUGUCUGUCUGUUGGUCUGAGUAUGUCUGCAGCACCGGAGGUUGAUCUGCUGUUGUGAUGUAUGUAUAUUGGGACUUAAAGCAUCAUUGUGUAAAAUAUAGCUUUUGAAGGAGAAAAAAAUAUAUUAAAUAAUUCUUCUAUUUA
Molecule: messenger RNA, 1912 nt
Organism: Hypomesus transpacificus
Lineage: Eukaryota; Metazoa; Chordata; Actinopteri; Osmeriformes; Osmeridae
Gene: tmub1
Product: transmembrane and ubiquitin-like domain containing 1
Exons: 3
Coding region: 136-1164 (342 amino acids)
Molecular function (GO): protein binding
Source: RefSeq, a predicted model, not a curated record